This is a messenger RNA of Penicillium angulare, 1563 nucleotides long. RefSeq lists its product as uncharacterized. NCBI's taxonomy places the organism in Eukaryota, Fungi, Ascomycota, Eurotiomycetes, Eurotiales, Aspergillaceae. The coding region runs from base 1 to 1563 and encodes 520 amino acids. The transcript has a single exon. The record is from RefSeq and is a predicted model, not a curated record. Gene Ontology annotation, molecular function: protein binding.
AUGAGACUUUGUGACCUUCCCCCUGAGCUGCUUAUUGCCAUCGGCGAUGAGAUAUAUCAAUCACAUAAUGCCGUUGCGCUGGCUUCCACAAAUCGUUUUCUUAAUACUGUAUUCCAGCCGCUGGCAUACAAGAUCAAUGUGCAGUACGAAAGCAGCUAUGCAUUGACCUGGGCAGCCUCUCAUAAUAGUCCACAUGUGGUGAGAGAAAUUUUGAGUUACCCCGGCGUUAACGUCAAUACCCACGAUGGCAGACACCGAACACCCGUGUUCCACGCCAUUCGGACCAAAAGUCUGGAAAUAUUGCAAAUCCUUCACAGCACCUCCAAGGUUGAUUACAAUUGGAAGGACGACAGAGGUCAGACACCGUUGAUAUGCGCGCUCUCCAGAAACCGGAGCUCAAUUGGAUUAUGUUUAUUGAAGUGGCAUUGUUCGGACUUGGCCAUUCAUGAUCAUAAAGGUCGUUCGGCUCUCUGGUACGCGGUCUACUUCGGCAAUGAGACUUUGGUCACGGAAAUCCUGCGACGAGGGGGAGACAUGAAGCGAUCGGAUUGCAAAGGAAUACCACCACUGAUCCUGGCCAUCUACAAAAAUCAUCUGCCAAUCGUCAACGCGAUGCUACGUAUCGCAGGGAGCGCCAGGGGUUUAAAUUUGGUAGAUGAUUUUGCAAUGUCCAAACCUCUAUCCUUGGCACUUCACUUAGGGCGACUAGACAUCGCGCAGUGUUUGCUGUCGUACGGCGCAGACCCGAAUGGGUCCGAUGUCUAUGGAGAAACCGCUUUGCAGAUCGCCAUUAGAAAAGAUGGUAAAAAAGCCGUCGCCAUGUUGCUACAGCAAGCGGGGUUGGAGGUCAACGCAGCGAAUGCAGCUGGAGAAACAGCCCUUCACAUAGCCGCUUACUAUGGGCGCUAUGAGAUCUUUCGGCUUCUGCUAGCUGUUUCAGGGCAAGAUCAUGACCUGAAAACCCAUCUAGGGUGUACAGCUUUACACGUUGCUGCCGAAAUGGGUCGCGAGUGUAUUGUCAAGCAAUUUCUCGAGGUCCCGAAUAUUGAUCUCAAUGCGAGAGACAACAACGGAUCAACUCCUCUAUCUCUGACGAACAAUAGUGGAAUACGACUGCGAUUCUUGUUGGAGAAGCGCAUUGACGUCAACGACGACGGGGUGUAUCGAUCCCGCGCUCUACAUCGCGCUAUAGAGCAAAAAGACGUGGCAAGUGUCAGUCUGCUCCUCGCGGAACCAAGACUGGAUCCGAACGUGUAUGAUGACAUGGGCUGGACGCCACUUUGUCAAGCCGCAUACCACGGAGAUUUGCAGAUGGUUGAUCUGCUUCUAGGCCGGGCUGACGUGGAGGUCAAUACACCUAUGUGCCCACCACUGUUCUAUGCUGCGAGGGAGGCACAUUUAGCAGUUGUAAAGCGGUUGAUCAAGGUCGAAAGCAUCAUUGUCGAUGUGAAGUUCUGCGGUCAAUCACCCAUCCAGGCUGCUGUACAAUCAGGGCACGCGGAAAUUGUUCGUGUGUUGGGAAGGAAACAGCGAUUAAUGCAGUCAGACAUGCGGAGCGCCUAG